This is a messenger RNA of Erinaceus europaeus (western European hedgehog), 986 nucleotides long. It is a transcript of the gene THEM5, whose product is annotated as thioesterase superfamily member 5. Gene Ontology annotation, cellular component: mitochondrial matrix. The transcript is spliced from 6 exons. NCBI's taxonomy places the organism in Eukaryota, Metazoa, Chordata, Mammalia, Eulipotyphla, Erinaceidae. The record is from RefSeq and is a predicted model, not a curated record. Bases 107 to 847 code for a protein of 246 amino acids. Gene Ontology annotation, biological process: long-chain fatty-acyl-CoA metabolic process; cardiolipin acyl-chain remodeling.
ACCCCAACCCAGCCUGGCUCCUCCUCUCAGCCAGCACAGAGCUGUAACAGCAAGGCGGUGGCCACACCGAGAGACAGCGUAGUCCUGGUCCACAGACCCAGCACCCAUGCUGCGAACAGCUUUCUGUGCUGUGGCAAGACGGGGUCCCCACAAAGCCCCCCCAGGAGCCCCACACCUCCGGCGCAGACUCGGCCCCAUCUCAGCAUUUGCAUCCUCGGUCGACUCCCGGAUCACCCGGUUUUGCGUGGAGAAAACAGACCUAAAGGACUAUGCCCUUCCCAAUGCCAGCUGGUGCCCCGACAUGCUGAGCCUCUAUCACGAGUAUCUGGAGAAGACCAAGACUGAGAAUUGGGUCAAGCUGCCCUCCUUCAAAUCCAACAGAGAUCACAUCCAGGGACUCAAGCUCCCUAUUGGGUUUGAGUCCCCACUUUCCUCAGCCCAAGGUGAAUAUCGCAUCCACACCAGAGGCAUCCAGAUGGAAGGGCAAGGCUAUGAAUACGUCAUCUUUCUCCAGCCCUCCAAGAAGAAGUCAGUCUGUCUUUUCCAGCCAGGCCCCUUCCUAGAGGGAGCUCCCGGGUGUGCCCAUGGAGGUUCUCUGGCUGCUAUGAUGGAUGAGACCUUCUCUAAAACUGCCUACUUGCUUGGAGAGGGACUGUUUACACUAAGCUUCAACAUCAGGUUCAAAAACCUCGCUCCCCUAGGCUCUUUGAUCAUGCUGAACGUGGACAUAGAGAAGAUUGAAGAUCAGAAGAUGUACCUGUCCUGCAUCGCCCAGAGCAGGGACCAGCAGACAGUCUAUGCCAAGUCUUCAGGUGUGUUCCUUCAGCUGCAACUGGAAGAGGAGUAACAGUCACUGUGCCUUCAGUCGAACCACUGCUGCCCCACCACCCACCUAACCUGGGACCCACUGUCCAGCAGGGAAGGGCCCCUGAAAACAAGUGUGGGGAGGACAUUGUUUUCGAAUAAAGAUCCUGCUGUAGGUGAAA